Messenger RNA from Python bivittatus (Burmese python), 2694 nucleotides. It is a transcript of the gene EMP3, whose product is annotated as epithelial membrane protein 3 (MAM blood group). Lineage: Eukaryota; Metazoa; Chordata; Lepidosauria; Squamata; Pythonidae. Gene Ontology annotation, cellular component: plasma membrane. The record is from RefSeq and is a predicted model, not a curated record.
GAGGCGUCAGGCCAGACACGCGCUCUCUGGUCCCACCCACGUGGCCAGAUGCCAAGGGCAGGGCGAGGAGAACGUGGUACGGGCAGGAUGAACUAAAUUUGUAUUUUUAAAAAAAAAACAAAAGGGGGGAAGUCCAGAGGCAAAACUUCGGAAGAACUGAGCGCGAGGGAGACGGAUCGUCUGCGCCCCUGCCCAGCGCUGCGCUGCCAACAGCUGCCAGGAUGAGUUUCCUUCUCUUUGCAGUCACAGCCCUCCACGUUCUCAUCCUCAUCUUACUCUUCGUAGCCACAUUGGACAAGUCAUGGUGGGUUCUGCCUGAUAAAGAAACAGUGAACAUCUGGUAUGAAUGCUUGAUGGAUACCCACCACCAGAACUGGACUUGCCACCCAGUGUCUGAUAGUAGAUGGCUUCAUGCAGUCCAAGCUUUCAUGGUUUUAAGCCUUCUCUUCUCGAGCUUGGCCUUCAUUAUUUUCAUGUGGCAGCUCUACACGAUGAAGCGGGGAAGCCUGUUUUAUGCCACGGGAAUCUUCCAGAUAUUGACUGCUAUCUCCGUUUUCACAGCUGCCUUGAUCUACACUAUCCACGUGGACACGUUCCAGCGUGGCCGAAUGCCGGGUGGCUCCUACGGUCACUGUUUCGUGCUAGCCUGGUUUUCCUUUCCCUUGGCUCUUAUCAGUGGGAUUGUUUAUAUCCACCUUCGGAAAAAAGAGUGACUGACAGCAGGGAAACGUCUCCAUUUGCCUUGGAAGGAGACUCGGUCUCCUCUAAACUUAGCUAUGCAUUCCUUCUUUGCAGUUUUUGAAAUCACUCAUGGCACAAAAUUCUACGCAAUGUGUAGCUUGAUCCGUGGGGGUUAUUGCACUAUGAGUGCAUGACUUUCGUUUGCAUAUUUUUGUGUACAUCCCAUGAUAUGGGAAGUUAGGUGUGCCAUCAUACACUGGCCAUUUCUUUAGUCUCUGAGAGGUUACCAUGUACGUGAAUAUUUUGCUGGCAAAAUGAUAUGUCAUAAUGCCAUCGUAUCAGCCUAUUCAGGGAUCAUUUCUGGAGAAAUGUUUGCUUCUUCUUUUUGUAAUUAUGUACAUGUAGAUUAUACCCACCUUUUACUUUUCCAAAAGAGGGGACAAUGUAUUCCUUCUGUAGUGUUUUGUUUUAAUCUCCCUUUUUGAUAACCUGCAGUGUGGCAAACAUUCCCUCCCCCCCCCCUUUUUUUAUAGAAAUCAACUUUUAUUUGAAAUAUGUAUUUUAAUGGAAAAAAAUAUACAGAUGCAUUGGUAGUAUAGAUUAAAAAAAUACGUUUCUUUUUCAAGAUUGGAAGGCAAAUUGAAAUACAAAGGUGGGGUUUUUUUAAAACUCUGUCAUCCCUCCCAGAUAGACCAGACAGGAAACACAAACAGAUGAGCUGAUUCUACUUUACUGUAAGGUUACAUUAACAGACUCUUGCAAGUCUAGAAGUACAGAUCUCCCGCCACCUCCUUUACAGCCUGAGAAGUUAAGGAGGUUCCCUUCUGAGCCCCUUUCUCCAGCCAUUAUGCAGCUGCGGGCUAUGCCCUCUCUUAUCUGAUUGUUCCCUAGGCAGCAUUUCUUUGCCCCAUUUCUUGAGGUCUUUCUCACAGACCAUUACAAAAUCAUUUUAAAAAUGGAAGUUAAAUAAGAAUCCGUUUCUUAACAUUUUGGUUUUAUUGCAGAUAUUUUCACAUUUGCCUCUUGGGAGCAAAAAUAUUGUGUGGAUAAAAUUCCUAUUAAAUUGCAGUUGAAAAUCGUUGAACUUUUUAAAGUUUUAAGAACAGGCGGCAGAAUCUGUGCUUAUUGCUUGUUCAGAAAAGUUUCUAAUGAUCCUAAAAAUCUGCAUUGGUUUCUUAACUCUUGAGGUACUAUGCUAGGACAACUAGAUGACACAGACCGCAGCUCACAUUUGGUUGUUGAAAUGACCUAUAAAAAUCAAAUUUCAUCCCCUGGAUUUUUAACCUUAUAAUGUAAGGUUGCUGUCCCAAUUGUCCCUCUCCCCCCCCACAAAAAAAUUCGCUUCAGAAAUUUCUACUUUCUGGAAAAGCUGGUAGGGAAAAUAACUACUUUUAAAUAUAUUUGUGGGGUAGAGAAAGGGUUUGGUUGGUGGGAUAUUGGUUACUCUGUAUCUAAGAUCUUUGUUGCUGUUUCUUAAAACAUCAGAUUCUUUUAUAGUACAGGUAGUCCUUGUUUAGCGACCACAAUUGGGACAGCAACUCAGUCCCAUGUGCCAUUACACUUCAAAGAGUGUCUUCUUAUUUUAUAAAUAGGGGCAUCUGUAGGGGAGGACAAAAAAGUAAAGAUGGUGGCCAUAACUAUGCAACUGACCCUGCCUUUUGAAAUGCAGGACAUAUACAAAAUUAGUGGGCUUCAGUUAUGUAGUCACUACUGUACAGUACUGCCAUUUCCACUUUUUUUUUUACUUCUAUUCCCACAGAUUUGUUUCAUCCUACCUUUGGCAUGCCUCCCCCCUCUCCCCCCCACAAAAAAAUUAGCUUCAGAAAUUUCUACUUGGGAAAAGCUGGUAGGGAAAAUAACUACUUUUAAAUAUAUUUGUGGGGUAGAGAAAGGGUUUGGUUGGUGGGAUAUUGGUUACUCUGUAUCUAAGAUCUUUGUUGCUGUUUCUUAAAACAUCAGAUUCUUUUAUAGUACAGGUAGUCCUUGUUUAGCGACCACAAUUGGGACAGCAAC